AUGGCGCUUGUGUCGGUGUGUAGUUCAGCCGCUGUACCAAAUCAACACAAUGCACACACAGCUGCCAAAGGGGCAUUCCGACAGAGCCGAGUGGCUACCAAGUCCAGGGAGAGGUGCAUUAGGAAAGGAAUCCGGUGGUUCCCACAUACCAUUACUCUCAAUACCAGUGUGGCACAUGCCAGUCUCACAGAGGGAUCAAGAGGGAUUGAGGGCACCGAGGGAAGUUCCAUUGCACCAUGGGAAUACAGCCGUAAUGUGGAUCCAGACCGAUAUCCAUCUGUUAUCAAUGAAGCCGAUUGUCUCAGUUCCGUUUGUGUCGACUCCAGCGGGAAAACGAAUCCCGACCUGAUGUCUCUCCCUAUCCAGCAGAAUAUUCUGGUUCUGCGCCGGGAGCAGAGAGACUGCAGCUUUGUCUAUAGACUGGAGACUCAGCGCUUCACCCUGGGGUGCACCUGUACCAGACCUGUCUCCUUCUCCCUGGAGCACCCCAUAUCCCCAUCGCUGGAUUCUAAAUCAAAUACCAGAAACUAAAGACUGGAAUUUUUACUUGUUAAUAAAAAUGUAUUCAAAUAAUUUUUUUUCAGUAAAACGCAUUAAAAUAUAUAACAUACUUACCAUGAUUUUUUGACUGUUGUUUAAUUACAUCAAGGUAAAUCCCCUUACACAAUCCCUUUAUCUGUCAACCAAAAGGGGGGGGGUU
This is a messenger RNA of Xenopus laevis (African clawed frog), 700 nucleotides long. RefSeq names its product interleukin-17A-like (gene il17a.3.L). The coding region runs from base 1 to 531 and encodes 176 amino acids. The transcript is spliced from 2 exons. Lineage: Eukaryota; Metazoa; Chordata; Amphibia; Anura; Pipidae. The record is from RefSeq and is a predicted model, not a curated record.